AUGCACCAUGUAAUCGCGUUCUGCCCGAGAAUGAAGGAAUCUCGGCACCAAUGGCUCGUCUGCGAGAACCUCUCACAUCCAACGUGUAACCACGAGUUCCCAUCGGUGCGAUCCGAAGUGAUCACAAGGCUCAAAGACUCAAUGUAUCUAUUGCAAUCCCUGGGAGCUCAGCGAGAAAUAGCAGAGCAGCAGAGGAUGAUUCUGCUAGAUGUCGUGUCGGCUUUUCAAGAAAUCACACAACACGUGCUGGCCACCAAUGGUGGAGCCAAUGACAUGUUUGAUGAAGACAAGGAUCUACGACUGGCAACACUGGUUUCACUGAGAAACGAUGUGUUUUCACAUAAUUUUGCGUAUUGCGGUCACGCAUACACUUUCGGUCGAAACUGGACGAGACAGACGGCAGCGUCGAUGAUAGUGAAGAAAGGCACCAUUGCAACCGAUACCGAAGCCCCAAACACCAUGCAGAGCCGAAAAGCUGAGAUCCAACUCAGAAUACAUCGGUAG
Molecule: messenger RNA, 504 nt
Organism: Penicillium digitatum Pd1
Lineage: Eukaryota; Fungi; Ascomycota; Eurotiomycetes; Eurotiales; Aspergillaceae
Source: RefSeq, a predicted model, not a curated record